AUGCAGACGCCUCCCCAGUUCCCCACACCCGGCUUCAACCACCAGUCUCCGCCUCCCUAUCAGGCGCAUCAAGCGCCCCCACCGUCCGGGUUCCGCAUCCCGCUCAGCACCCAAUCUGAGCUACCAGCUCUGCAGCAGCUCGGUCCACCGGUUUGCUACGACGCGGACGGUCGCUCGCCCAUCUUUAUCGGCUCCGCGAUCUUCCCCAACUCUGUGCACCCCUGCAAGAUCGGCCCGCACCUGGCGCCGCCAUGCCGCGUGCCUUACGGUGGUGGCGAGCACGAGCACAACGGGCGGUAUGACCUCCUGCCCUUCGAUCCCAAUACGAUGGAGUGGGUCCCCACUUCGCAGGGGCGAGUUCCUCCCGGCCGGCGUCCCGUCGAGGGCGGGUAUGAGCAGGGCGGAGGAAAGCUUUACCAUGCCUUGGCCGUGAUACAGGGCGCCAGGGUCCCAGGCAAGACCGGCGAGCACCUCGGUGGAUGCAACAUUGCGUUUGGUGGCGGCGAACACGUCAUCCACGAGAAUUACGAGAUCUUGUGA
This is a messenger RNA of Rhodofomes roseus, 540 nucleotides long. RefSeq lists its product as uncharacterized. The record is from RefSeq and is a predicted model, not a curated record. NCBI's taxonomy places the organism in Eukaryota, Fungi, Basidiomycota, Agaricomycetes, Polyporales, Fomitopsidaceae. Bases 1 to 540 code for a protein of 179 amino acids. The transcript is spliced from 2 exons.